AUAAAAUAUGAAUUUCCUCCCCACUUGCUUUUCGCCCUCACUAACAUCAAUCAUCACCCGAUUCCAUCUUGGACGAUUCCUAUCCUUUUUUUUAUAAUUAUCUUCACCCCUUUCCCCAUUCAGAAAAAUCCAAUAUACCCACCAAAGAAAAAGCAAGAGCAGUAAAAAUCCUUGAUCAGCAACCCAUAAGGUUUCUAUUCUGUUUUUGUUUCUCAUCAAUCAAUCAACCAUGACAGGCAAAGCCAAGCCCAAGAAGCACACUGCCAAGGAAAUCGCAGCCAAGAUCGAUGCCGCCACUACCAACCGAGGCGGUGGCAAGGCUGGAUUAGCUGACCGUUCUGGGGUGGAGAAGGGUGGACAUGCCAAGUUCGAGUGUCCUCACUGCAAAACAACUGCUCCAGAUUUGAAGACUAUGCAGAUUCAUCAUGAUGCCAAGCAUCCCAAGCUUCCUUUUGAAGAAUCAAAGCUUGUGAAUCUUCAUUCUACUCAUGGUGCCGAUUCUUCCAAGCCUCGUCCCGGUGUUAGGGGUAGUUUAAAAAAGUGAUAUUAAUAAAUAAAUUUAGCCGUUUUCUUUAUGAUUUGGUGCUUUGCGGUUGUUUUGGAAUCGGGGUUUGGUUUCUUAACUAUUAGUUCUAGUAGGUUUGGGUAAAAAAAGAUGAUGAUGAUAAUGAUGGAUGUUAACCCACCUUGAAUAUGAUGAUGAUGUUGACUGUGUUAUAGCUUCCUUAUUUAAUUCUAAUGAAGUGUUUUUGGAUCA
Gossypium raimondii (Peruvian cotton) is the source of this 757-nucleotide messenger RNA. Its product is annotated as protein METHYLENE BLUE SENSITIVITY 1. The coding region runs from base 230 to 544 and encodes 104 amino acids. The record is from RefSeq and is a predicted model, not a curated record. Lineage: Eukaryota; Viridiplantae; Streptophyta; Magnoliopsida; Malvales; Malvaceae. The transcript has a single exon.